Messenger RNA from Arabidopsis thaliana (thale cress), 1563 nucleotides. RefSeq names its product formyltetrahydrofolate deformylase. Bases 108 to 1079 code for a protein of 323 amino acids. The record is from RefSeq and is marked reviewed. Gene Ontology annotation, cellular component: mitochondrion. Gene Ontology annotation, molecular function: formyltetrahydrofolate deformylase activity. NCBI's taxonomy places the organism in Eukaryota, Viridiplantae, Streptophyta, Magnoliopsida, Brassicales, Brassicaceae. Gene Ontology annotation, biological process: 'de novo' IMP biosynthetic process; tetrahydrofolate metabolic process; photorespiration. The transcript is spliced from 8 exons.
GGAAGAGUGGAGCGCGAUCCUUUGGGGAAUCGGGACGGACCGUGAUUGGUCGGUCUCUCUCGUUACGGUGAGGCUGAGGCUGAGGCGGAGAUUGAGAGAGACCAACCAUGAUACGACGAAUCACCGAGAGAGCUUCUGGUUUCGCUAAGAAUAUUCCGAUUCUCAAAUCGUCUCGAUUUCACGGCGAGUCCCUCGAUUCCUCCGUCUCCCCUGUUCUCAUUCCCGGCGUCCAUGUCUUCCAUUGUCAGGAUGCUGUUGGGAUUGUAGCUAAACUAUCAGAUUGCAUAGCAGCAAAAGGUGGCAACAUUCUUGGCUACGAUGUUUUUGUUCCUGAAAACAACAACGUCUUCUACUCUCGCAGCGAGUUUAUCUUUGAUCCGGUUAAAUGGCCGAGAAGCCAAGUGGAUGAAGAUUUUCAAACUAUUGCACAAAGAUACGGUGCCUUGAAUUCAGUUGUGCGUGUGCCUUCUAUUGAUCCUAAGUAUAAGAUAGCUCUUCUUCUUUCAAAACAGGAUCAUUGUCUUGUCGAAAUGUUGCAUAAAUGGCAGGACGGGAAACUCCCUGUGGAUAUUACCUGUGUGAUAAGCAAUCAUGAAAGAGCUUCAAACACUCACGUUAUGCGGUUUCUUGAGAGGCAUGGCAUCCCUUAUCAUUAUGUAUCUACAACUAAAGAGAAUAAAAGAGAAGAUGAUAUUUUGGAAUUGGUUAAGGACACUGAUUUCCUAGUUCUUGCUAGAUAUAUGCAGAUUUUAUCGGGUAACUUUUUGAAAGGUUAUGGAAAGGAUGUAAUCAACAUCCACCAUGGUCUCUUACCAUCAUUUAAGGGUGGAUAUCCCGCAAAACAGGCAUUCGACGCUGGUGUGAAACUAAUUGGAGCCACUAGUCACUUUGUUACCGAGGAACUUGAUUCAGGGCCAAUUAUUGAACAAAUGGUUGAGAGUGUUUCCCACCGAGACAACUUAAGGAGCUUUGUCCAGAAAUCCGAGGACCUAGAGAAAAAAUGCCUCACGAGAGCUAUAAAAUCUUACUGCGAACUAAGGGUAUUACCUUAUGGUACAAACAAGACUGUUGUAUUCUAGUUAAGAAAGCAAUAACUACGAUUCUCAUCUGAUUCUUUGUUUGAACAUCUCAAGAAAAGGAUUCUCUAUCGCAUGCGAUUGCUGAGACUCAGAGAUUCCAGAGAGCAUUUGGCAGCCUCGAGGCAACUUACUAAGCGGAGAUUAGACUGAAUCCCAGCAACCCAUCUCUGCUUCUGAAUCUUGCUCUUGCACUUGAACUCUAAAAGACCCUGUCCUGUUUUCAGACCAAAAUAGACUUCUUCGGAAUUUUCCCUCUCUUUCCUGCAAGGCCAUGCAGAUAUCUCGUCGCAGACUCCAUAAACAACACCUUUGAAAGCAACAACAAGCUUCAGACUUCCGUGUUUCAAGUAAUUUCCCUAACUCUUGAAAGAAUAAAAAAAUGCUUACAUUUGAUCUUCUUGGAGAAUGCCCCUCCAACAUGUUUGCUUUUGAGUUUGAUCAUGACCUGAGAAAUUCAUAGAGGUUAAGUAACUAAGUAUAGAGA